AUGGCGGUGCUGUUCAGCCUACCGCUGUCGACGCUGCGUCCGCGAACGACGCUGCGACCUCUCGCCACGCUGGCGAGGGCAGCGCCGAUCGUGCCUGCGAUCAAGCUGCCGCAUGGACUGACGCACCAGACGCCACUCGUCGAGUCGCUCCCGCUCUCGGCCGCCACCGGCUGCCAAGUGCUGCUCAAGAUGGACGCGCUGCAGCCGAGCGGCUCCUUCAAGGACCGCGGGAUGGCCUACAUGUGCGCAGCGCUGCAGUCGCGUGGUGUCACCGACCUCAUCUCCUCCUCCGGCGGCAACGCUGGCCUCGCCGCCUCUGCCGCCGGCCGCAAGCUAGGCAUGCGCGUCCGGGUGGUCGUGCCGACGACCACAAAGCCAAUCAUGAUUGAAAAGAUGCGCGCGCACGGAGCCGAGGUGGAGGUGCACGGCGCCAACUGGAACGCGGCGGACGAACUCGCUCGAGAGCUCGUCGGCGCGUCGGGCGGGGCGGCUGCGUACGUGCCGCCGUACGACGACCCGCUGCUGUGGGAGGGCCACUCGCACGGCUGGAGCGAGACGACGGUGCUCACCGCGGAGACGGACGGGGCGGCCUGCUUCGCAAAGGCGCUCGCCGCCGGGGAGCCGGUCACCCUCGCCGGCAUCACUUCGGGGCCUCUGACCUGCAGGCGCGCUGUCCGCCUCGAGCUCGGCCGUCCAGAUGGCGCGAGACGACCAGCCGACGGAGGCGCGCAGGGCAGUAGGGAGAGAGGCGCAGACGGGUGGCAGCGGUGUCACGUGGCGUACACCGUCUCCGACGCCGAGGCGGUCGGCGCGUGCGCUUCGCUCCUCGACGACCACCGCGUGCUCGUCGAGCCGGCCUGCGGCGCGGCACUCGCGCUCGCCUACUCGCCGCGGCAGCGCGAGGCGCUGCGGCGCUUCGAGACGGUCGUGGUCGUCGUCUGCGGGGGCGGGGGCGUCACGCACGAGAUCCUCUCGCAGUGGAAGGCUGACCUGCUCUAG
This is a messenger RNA of Emiliania huxleyi CCMP1516, 999 nucleotides long. RefSeq names its product L-serine dehydratase. Gene Ontology annotation, molecular function: threonine deaminase activity; pyridoxal phosphate binding; L-serine ammonia-lyase activity. Gene Ontology annotation, biological process: L-serine catabolic process; L-threonine catabolic process. The record is from RefSeq and is a predicted model, not a curated record. Lineage: Eukaryota; Haptophyta; Isochrysidales; Noelaerhabdaceae. Bases 1 to 999 code for a protein of 332 amino acids. The transcript has 5 exons.